UUGAAAAUGUGUUUUUAGGCGGUCUGGCAUCUAAUGCCGAAUUAUUAUUAUUAUUAUUGGCGUACUUGUAAUUUAUCUGUAGAAUUGCAAUUCAUGAUAUAUUAAUCCAGUUGUACAGGUCGUAUUAUUAUGUAUGUAUAGCCUCACUCUAGUCUGUAGUAAUGGGGGUGAAUGAGCUAUGGUCAAUUCUCGAGCCUGUAAGAGAGUCUGUCCCACUACGAAGUCUCAGUGGAAAAACUCUGGCCGUGGAUUUAAGCCUGUGGGUAUGUGAGGCACAAGCCGUGAAAGGAAUGAUGGGAAAAGUGACAAAACCUCACCUCAGGAAUUUGUUUUUCCGAGUCUCAUCUCUUACACUCAUGGGAAUAAAAUUGAUCUUUGUAAUGGAAGGUGAGGCUCCAAAAUUGAAAGCUGGUACAAUGAGUAAAAGGAAUGAGAUGAAAUAUGGGACAUCAGGCAAGCCCUCUACUAGACCUGGGAAAACUGGAAGAUCUCAUUUCAAAUUCGUUCUAAAAGAGUGCUCUGAAGUGCUGGAUUGUCUUGGUGUCCCUUGGGUCACUGCUGCUGGAGAAGCAGAAGCAAUGUGUGCCUAUCUGAAUGCUCAUGGCUAUGUGGAUGGGUGCAUCACCAAUGAUGGUGAUGUUUUCCUUUAUGGAGGUCAAACAGUGUAUAGAAAUUUCACUAUAAAUAUGAAGGAUCCACAGUUAGACUGCUAUAGGGUUUCAAGAAUCAAAUCUGAACUUGGUUUGGAGAGAGAAACACUGGUAGGCUUAGCAAUUCUGCUUGGCUGUGAUUAUCUACCAAAGGGCAUCCCAGGAGUUGGAAAAGAACAAUCUAUGAAGCUGAUAGAGACAUUGAAAGGAGAAACUCUGUUGCAGAGGUUUAAACAAUGGAAGGAUGAAUUUCAAGAUUUCAAAACCUCAGAAAAAGCAGCUGAAAAGGUUACCCACUGUCAAGUCUGUCAUCACCCAGGUUCUGCUAAGGACCAUGGGAGCAAUGGCUGUAAACUGUGCAACAGCAAACAAUUCUGUGAGCCUCAAGACUAUGAUUAUUGUUGUCCUUGUGCUUGGCACCUGGCAGAAAGAGAAAGACAGACCAACGCAGUUGAGAUUACUGUUAAAAGGAAAGCUAGGAUAUGUGAAGGAUUCCCAUUUAAUGAGGUUAUCAGGGAAUUUCUCAUCUCAAAGGACAAGCCUAUUAAAAGCGUUAGAUGGAGAAAACCCAAUCUUUUUUUAAUGCAGAACUUGGCUUGGAAUAAAAUGGAGUGGCCAAAACCCUAUACUUGUGAGAGAGUGUUAAUACUGAUGACAUACAUGGAAAUGAUGAACAAGAAGUCGGUGAAAGAAAGUACCGCACAGAUAAAACCAGUAAGAAUAUUCAAGUCAAGAGUAAGAAAUGGUGUUCCUUGCUUUGAAGUCAUAUGGCAUAAACCAGAGCACUAUACUUUUAAGGAUGAUCACCCUGCAGACGCUCAGAAUACGGUGAACACAAUCGAGGAAGAGAGUCUGUUUCAAGCUGCCUAUCCAGAGAUUGUUGAUCUCUAUCUGAAGGAAAAAGCUGAGUCAGAGGAGAACAAGCACAAAAAUAAGAAAAGAAAGCCCAAAGCACAGAAAUCUGCCAGUACUGAUGAUGUUGCUGACCUGUUAGCUCAGAUGACCAUACAGCCUUCCAUAAAAGAAGCCUCUGAACUAGGUACCAAUGCUGAAGGAGAACGGCAUCUUAAUGAUUCUGAAGAACAGGAAUGUGAUCUAAGGACAUUUCAUUGUCUGUCUGUGCCUCAUAAUUCCAGCAUACCCAUUGCCUUAAAGGAAACAUUGUGCAAUAACCCGACAAUAAUUAAUGAACCAAAAAAAACUAAAAAUAAAGAAGAUGCACAUUCUCUAUCGUCUAACAAACAACAUAGUUUGACCGCAUCCUCUCUGUCUGCUGUGAUUGAGGAGUUGCAGCUGAGUAGCAUUGACUGGGGAACAACAUCUUUUGGCGCCUCACCAUCAGCACCAGUGUAUAAAACACUGUCUGCAACAUCUAGGCAAGAUGAUAGCCUAACACAUUUACAAAGUUCUAAAGACAAUGAGUGCACAACAUCUUUAGUCCACAGCACUGAAAAACGAGAGGAAUUGGCAUUCUGCAGUGGAACAAUGGAACAUAAUUCUCUGUGCAUAGAUUUGAAAGAACAUUCAUCAAAUUCUGCUGCCAACCUCCCUUAUUCACAGUUUUCCUUAAGAGAUAGAAUUCUGUUAAAGAACUUUAAUCAAUCCAGUACAUCACAUCAUCAGAAUAAUGAUGUUGCUUCUGUCAGCUUGAAGCCACUAAAAUAUUUGACCCCAGUGGAACAGAAAAAUGAAUACCCUGCAGUUGAAAAAUCACCAUUUAGCAAACCAUCAGUGGUUGAAAGUCAGAAUGCUAAAGGCCUAAAGAGUGUAAAAGAAAAACUAACAGAUCAGAAAUCCUGUUAUAAACAGGUUGAAAAGCUUGCCUCUGUAAAAACAAGCACACAUCUCGAAAAACAUGAAGGAGGUGAGAAAAAGCAACAUCAAAAAGUCUUUCAAAGUAAGUCUGUAGAAAACCAACGCCAUGUUAAAUCUUCCAACCAAUCCAAAAUCAGUUCCCUGCCACUGAGUCACAAGAGUGAUGUUCCUGUCAACCACACAUUGGUGGUAGCUAAAACCAUUAAGAAAAGUGUCGUUAAAAAGAGUGUCUGCCAUAAUUUGUGUUCUUCUAGCGAAGACAGUGACGCAGAAAACACAAGGAGUAUAGUGCAAAAACACCAGGCCCGAUCCAAAACUAAACAAAGGUGUGUGUCCUCUUCAGAUGAGAAAAUAAAGACAACCAAGCUGGCAAGUAAACCAUGCGGCAAAAAAGCUUUUUCACACAUUGAGGCCCCACCGUCACCCAAAAGGUAUUUAGGGCAAAGUGCCAACAGCCAGAUCCAAAAAAAUGAAAAGCUACCAACUACAAAUGCUAAACCGUCGGUGGAAAUUGAAAAGGAGAAGGAAAGAUUUAACCACUGUGGUAUAGGGAGCUGUUCCCAGAGCCCUGUGCACAGUUCUGAAGCUCGAGACAGUGCAGAAGAUGAUUCUAUCAUUUUACUAGACAGUCCUUUACCUCUGUCUGAAAGGAUAAAACUUAGAUUUCAGAAUUAAUCAAUUUUUGUGUUGCUUUUAUAUAAAUGUUUCAUGGAUUCCCUCAAAUGUAAGGCUAAAGUAUGCUGGCUAAGCACAAGAAUAUCUUUGUCUCAAUUUAAAAACAAUGUGCAUGAAUGAUUCUCCUACCUGCUUGUACCUUUAAUUUUCUUUGGAUGUCCACUUCUUUCAAAGGUUUCAGUUGAAUUUGUUCAGUGAAUAUUGUGUAUUUUGGUUUUCCAUUUUGCCGUGAUCCUGUAUUGUAGCCACUUCCUUUGUUCUAGUCUGCUACGAGUGAUUUUCUCAAACCUGAAUCCAACUUUUUAACUUGACUGUCAUCUGCUUUGUUGGCAAAAUGUUUGUUUUUCUUCAAUAGAUGUUGGAAAUAAUUACCACUUUUCUCGCUUAAUUACUGUGUAAAGGUUUUCAUCAAUGUAUUUAAGUAGUUAGAUUACAUUUUUACUGAAUUAAUGUAAAGGUGCUAAUACUUUUGUUACAAAUAUUUUACAUUACUUUUGUAAAAAAAAAAACAUACUUUUUACAACUAAAAAAUUCAAGAAAUACAAUAUCUUUGGUGCCAAUACUUCUGUCUGCAACUGUAAAUGUUAAUGGUUUGUAAGCUGAAGAUGUAUGGCCAUUUUAAUGACACUGUUUAGUACCUAAGGGUAAUGACUGACUAAUAUUUUACUAAAUCUUUGAAGAGUAUGUCAUAUGUGAGGGUCACCAACUUAUUAUUUUUUUUAAAUUACAGGAUCAUGUUCUACAAUUUGAUGUGCAUUUUCUAUGUUUUUGCUGGCACUGACGCUGGAAGUAACUUCCAAAAAAGUGUUUCUUUAGUCUUCCUCACAUUUCCCACUUUUGUUACAAAUAUUUGUUCUAGUGAAUUAAAAAAAAACAUGUGUUUUGUACUUCUGUAAAUUCUGACUUGUUCCACUUUAUUUUGUUUUACAUUAUAAAGGUUGAGUUUGGAUUAAAAAAACAUCCUGCUAAAAAUGUUUGUUCCAUGCCUAUACGUACUAUUGUAAUUUCCUCAGCAUCCUCGGGUAAUACAUUUCUGUUGACCCCCAAACUCUCAAAUAAUGUUGUUGUAACAAUCACAAUUUGUCCAUCUUUGUAGCUUAGAAUAUACAGUGCUUUUUUUUCUACACCUUUCAGUCGACACUUUAUUGUAU
Molecule: messenger RNA, 4291 nt
Organism: Polyodon spathula (Mississippi paddlefish)
Lineage: Eukaryota; Metazoa; Chordata; Actinopteri; Acipenseriformes; Polyodontidae
Gene: gen1
Product: flap endonuclease GEN homolog 1
Exons: 13
Coding region: 162-3140 (992 amino acids)
Molecular function (GO): 5'-flap endonuclease activity; four-way junction DNA binding
Source: RefSeq, a predicted model, not a curated record